UGUCGAACGCACGUCGCUCGUCCCCGCGAACGCGCGAUCACAUUACGGAACCUGUGGAUUUCUAGAUUUCCUAGUGAAGUGCACUAACUAAAUAAAUAUAGUUGUUUAUUAACUACUACUGUGUGUGUGUGGAUUUGACAUUUGGAUUUCAAAAGUUUUCAACAAACUCUGCGCUGAAUAAAUAAAAGAGCCGUGAGCGGAGUAGACAUAAAGAUUUCAAUCUUCGAAUCUACAGUUCCUAUCACCACGUUUAUUCCGAUAGAUUGUGAGGAGACGUCAAGAUUAUGGAAGUCAACAAAUUCCCAUGGACGCGUUACGUAUGAAUGAAGAUAAACCGACUGGUUUCUGAAAGAAAAAGAGUUUUCAGACGAAACUGAAACAAUAGUCAUGUGAAGGAAACAUUAAAACUUGAUGCAAACUGUCAUAUCUACUAAGCAUAUCUUGGAACGCUAAAAGCUUACAUAUCUGAUUCCUUUUAUGCUAGUCACCAUUUGUGAUUAAUCUAGAUAGUAAAGAAUUGCUCAAAUUUUAUAAUUUAAGUUCUAUAAGACUCGAAGUAUUGAAAUGUAUAAAAUUUAGAGAAGUUGUAGAUGAGUGAGAGAAUAAAGAUGAAGUUCUUCAGUAUGCUGUUCUUAAGAAGACGCACAUGGAUACUAAAGGCAGUGCUGGUGUUAACGGCGUUAUGGUUCAUGGUAGCACUGCUGACUACCAAUGGUAGUAGGAAUUCCUUAGUUGCACCGCCGAUAGAAUAUGAGGACGCGGAGGCGAAACCGUACAAGAUGGCGAAACCUACGUCCGUGAAGAAGAAAAGCGAUAAUUAUGGAAAUAAUCUGUCGGAUGCAAAGAAACGGAUCAAUUGGAUGGCUCGGAUUGCUUCUAAAAAUGAAGAAGGUCUAGGUGUACUAGCGGCGCCUGGAUCAGACAACGCACCAGGAGAAUUAGGAAAGCCUGUGGUUCUUCCGAAGAACGUCAGUGAAGAAACAAAGGCUGCUGUAGCUGAGGGGUGGAAGAAGAAUGCGUUCAACCAGUACGUCAGCGAUCUCAUAUCGAUUAGGAGGAAACUGCCGGAUCCUAGGGACGAAUGGUGCAAAGCACCAGGGCGUUUCCUCAAAGAUCUCCCGCAGACGUCCGUCGUGAUCUGUUUCCACAACGAAGCCUGGUCCGUACUGUUACGGACCGUCCACUCCGUGCUCGACCGAUCGCCGGAGCAUUUGAUCAAGGAGAUCGUGCUUGUGGAUGACUUCUCUGAUAUGCCUCACUUGAUGCAGCAAUUAGACGACUACAUGUCGUCCCUGCCGAAAGUGCGGAUAGUCCGAGCUCCGCGCCGGGAAGGUUUAAUCAGGGCCCGCCUGCUCGGGGCGCGAUACGUGACUGCGCCGGUCCUCACCUAUCUAGACAGCCAUUGCGAGUGUACUGAAGGAUGGCUUGAACCUCUACUGGACAGGAUAGCGCGAAACAAAACUACAGUCGUAUGUCCCGUCAUCGACGUAAUCGACGAUAACACUCUUGAAUACCACUACAGAGACUCCACGUCCGUCAACGUUGGAGGAUUUGACUGGAACCUUCAAUUCAAUUGGCACCCAGUGCCAGCCAGAGAGCGUGCCAGGCAUGUCAAUACUGCUGAAGCAGUAUGGUCCCCAACUAUGGCUGGUGGGCUAUUCGCAAUUGACAAAGAAUUCUUCGAAAGAUUGGGAACGUAUGACAGUGGCUUCGACAUUUGGGGAGGCGAAAAUUUGGAGUUGUCCUUCAAAACGUGGAUGUGCGGUGGGACGCUAGAAAUCGUACCCUGCUCGCAUGUUGGACACAUAUUCAGGAAACGAUCUCCGUAUAAGUGGAGGACUGGUGUUAACGUGUUGAAGAAGAAUUCAGUUCGGCUUGCUGAGGUAUGGUUGGAUGACUACGCAAAAUACUACUACCAAAGAGUUGGCAACGAUAAAGGCGACUUCGGCGACGUCAGUGGCCGAAAAGAGCUGAGGAGAAAACUACAAUGCAAAUCCUUCGAGUGGUAUCUUAAAAACAUUUAUCCUGAACUCUUCAUCCCUGGCGAGUCAGUGGCCCAUGGCGAGAUCGCGAACCGCGGAUUGGAUACAUGCCUCGACUCCGCCGCCGGUCCAGAAGACAUGAAGAAGCCGGUCGGCGCCUGGCCUUGCCAUGGGGACGGAGGCAACCAGUACUGGAUGUACUCGAAAACGGGUGAGAUUCGCCGUGACGAGACGUGUCUGGACUAUUCGGGGCACGACGUGGUCUUGUACCCGUGCCACGGGGCCAAAGGCAACCAGCUGUGGCUCUAUGAUGAAAAAUCGAAGCUACUGAAGCAUGGUUCCAGCGAAAAAUGCAUGGCGAUAUCGGAAAACAAGUCCAAAAUCAUCAUGGAGUCCUGCAACGAAGAUGAAAUCCGGCAACUGUGGACCCUCGAAAACUUCCGCCCCGACAGACUGGGCCCAGAACUUAUGUUUAUUUAAACCGAUAGAGUGGGUUCAGAACUAUUGUUCAUUUGAACAACGAAUGGACCCACUGCUACUAUUGAUAUAAAUAUGGACAUUUUGAAAUUGGACAGAAAUAUGUGUCUUAGUGUUUAUAAUGAAAUUAUUAUUAAUGAUUCACUUGUUGUUGAAAGCAAUGUGUGCAUAUCUGUGUUUAAAUUUAAAAGUGAUUUUAAUGACGGACUAGUUAAAUGAAAUAAUGAACCGGUAAGACCAUAUUAUGAUGACACUAAUGAAAGGUGAUUAGAAGUUUUGGGAAAUAGUGAUGGAACAGUAUUUCAUUCCGUUGUUGCUGAAGCCGUGUUGAUGUUGUAAUAUGAAUAAAAUGCAUUUUCACUAAAAUAAUAAUCUAUAAUUAAAAAGAGAUUGUGAACAUUUUAGUGAAAAGGUAUUAGGAAAUGUAAUGAAUGUAGGUCCAUAGAUUCAUGAUUUAAUCCCUUUCGAUUAAACGGGUGAUGUAAGUCGAUGUACCUAUUUGUAAAGUUUAAAUAGUGAUGCAGUUUUUGGCCUAAAUUAUAGGUUCCUCGAGGGCGAUUCGACUCGUAUCUGUCAGGUUGUCAUAGCGACAUUUCUGAUUGAAGAUAUGACACUGUUGACCGCUGACAGACCAUACCCAAAACCGUUUUAUAACAAGAUUAUUAAAUUCGAAUCGCCCUCUUUGAUUUCUGUGCCAGUGAAUAUUCAGUAAAACUGUGUAAUUGUUUGAUAUUUAACUCCCAUUUCAAUUCCAAUGGAAAACUAGAAAUCUCAUUGGUGUAUUUAUUUAAUUUAGUAGGUUUUUAAUUGAAUUGGAUUUUAUAUUGGCAUUAAUAAUUAUAGUACCUAUUGUUAUUUUUUGUUCUUCUAUUUCGUUGUGUUAUGAAUACGUAUUUUAUGAAAUUAUUUAGCUAAAGAGAGUAAAAAUUUAAAAUGUUUGUACAUAUCUUGAAAUACAUAUGAUUUUUAUAAAUACAUAGUUACAUAAAUAAAGGCUUCAUAAGUAUUGCUAACGUAGCAAUAGUAACAGAUAUUUGUAUAUUUCGAUUUGUGAUUUGACUACAAAACUAAACUUUGAUAGGGUAACGAUACAAAAGUAUGAAUAUUAUUUCACUUUUAUUUAGAAUAGGUAUAGUUUUUGUUUAUUAAGUUAUUUUUAGAUCGAAUUUAUUUUCUUGUACAGUCGCCAUCAGAUAUAUUUGAGCGGCUAAGGUACUCACAAAUAUCUGAACACGCCUCUAUUUUCAAGGUGUGUGUUCAGAUAUUUUUGAGUACCUCAGGCGCUCCAGUAUAUCUGAUAGCGACUUUACUUGUAAUGACUACGGAGAAAUCGUAACUAAAAUUGACUGAAAUUACGUAGAAUAGUUCAACUUUUUCUAGAUGCUCUUCGUCUAAAAUACUUAAAAUAAAUAGUUCAAAUGUAAGGUAACAAUAGUGACAACCGUUCACAUACAUAUCUAAAGCAUAUCUGUAUUUUAUUAUAUCAAUUCAACAAUAUAAUUACUUUUACCAAUUGAUGAACAAACCAAUAAGGAAUUCCAUUUAUAUCAACUUGUUGGUUUUAAUAACAUCUAAAAUUGAGUUUUUGUACAAAAUGUCCUGAAAAUAAUUUACCGACUUUAAUUGUUAUUCCAUAUCCAUAGUCCUAUCAACAGGGUCUGGGACUCAUUGCGUUAUCUUUAUUCUUUAUUUUCCAUUGUUAUAAGAUACUUUAACAUUCCUACAACCAUGUGAUUCAAUUGAAUAGUAAUAACUACUAGAGCGUACAAAUUUAACUGCCUGUUAAUGUGAUGUGUUGAACGGCUACAGCUGCGAAAUGAACUUGAUCUAAACUAAACACAAAGGUUUUCCCUUCUUUUAAAUACUUGCAAUAGUUUCCUGUUUUGUCCUCUAGCCGCCCAUACGUCAAACCUUGCCAAGCAAAAUUAAAUUUUAUUUUGUCAACACAAAGUUCAAAUUAGAAUGGAAUAGGAGACCUUUUUAUAGGUACCCGGGCGGCUAGAGGUUAUGAAGUUGACAGUUUUGUAAAAAAACACGCAAUUAUUACAUACAAUAAAUAACCGAUUUGCAAGACCGAAGUGAUCCCAUAAGAGCGCUGCAAACAGUUUUGUGCGGUGCUCUAAAAUACAUGUUACCGUACACAGUACAAAAAUGAUUUUAGUUAUGGUUAUGUAAAAAGUUAACUCUUUUAUUUUUUUUUCGACCAAAUUGAAGUAUUUGGUCAAACAAAGAUAUUGCAAGCUGCACUACUGGUUAUACCGUGAGGGCAGUAGGGUAGAGUGGGGUACCGUGGAUCACGUGGGUCACAGUGAAUAAGUAGAUAUAUAUCUUAAAACUUUACUUGUACACAGAUAAAGGCUCUCUAUGAGACAUUUAUCCCAGGCAUAAAGUUUCAUAAAAAAAAGUCUUCAUUCAGAAUAUUGCGAUCGGUGUAAACAAGAUGUAAACACUUACAAAAUAAUUUGUAACUACCAAUAAGUAAAUUCUCCUAAUAACUUACCUUGUUUAGAUCAUUUACAUUUCGUGCAGCGCCGAGCUAUGUAAAUGCGCAGUGACAGUCGUGAUUAAUGUCAUUAAUUUAGGUGACAAUUAGAAGACAUCGGCCCAGUCAGCGUUCGCCAAAGUCAUUAAGGAUUGACAGCAGCGCUGUCAGCUCAAUUUUAACGUAAAUGAGAGUAAUUAGGGACUAUAAUUUAAUAGUGUUUUAUGAUUUAUAUUUUUUGGUUUGAUUUUAUCAAGCUUGUAAAAGCUUGUCGGAUUUUAUGAUACUGUACGGUCUUUAGUUUUUAAACGACAUUCGUCUUGGAGUUAGACCAAAAAAAGUCUGCAGCGAUUUUGAUAGCCCACGCCGUGCAAGUGCCGCCGAUGUUUGACGUUUAGAAUAAAAUCACUUGCACUGCGUGGGCUAUCAAAAUCGCUGCAGACUUUUCUUGGUCUAACUCCAGUACCUAUUAUAUAAGCAACGCUGACUGACGCGCACGCGUGUGACGGAUUUUAGCUACAAGGCACUCGCGCGCGUACGCUCGAAAUGGACUAGAAAAAGAAAUAUUUGUAACCUUUUUUUUUAACUUUUAUUGCGGAUUAGUGGAUAGGGUGUCGUUUAAAAACUCGUUUUAGUCAUUUAACCCUAGAAAAUAAAACUAUGAGUUAAGUACCUACUUUUGACUUGAUACCGAUAAAAUAAAUGAUAAAUAAAUAUUUUUGUGAGUGAUCGAUUAGUUUAAAUAAUGUUGUUUUACAAUGUUGUGUUAUUAAAAAUAAACUUUUAUAACUGCCAGUAGGUCUUCCUAAUAUCCAUAUCAACAUUAUGAUAUCAUAUAAAAAAAAGUUUAAAAUUUUUGUUGUUUUCAUAUAUUAUUAUACUUAAGCAUUUUUAGUUUUCCCCAGAAUACCAAACCGAUAUUAUUUAAAAAUUGCAAAAUUUUGGAAGACGUUUUUGCAUUAAUAUAUUCUCAUGCAGACAGUAUUUUUCGAUCCUUCAAGUAGGUAUUAUAAAUAAAUAAUAACCAUUUAAUUUUGUAUAUUUGACAUUCCGAGUAAGAUAAUAUAAUAAGACUCAUCCACAAUUUGAAUUUGGCUCCAUGACUUACUGAAUUGUAUUAGGUAUGCUGUGACAUAAUAUUAAUGUUUAAAUUUCAGCUAGAUAUUAUGAAAUUACUCAUGAACCACUCGUUAUAUUUAUCACGUUUGAAUGAUACGUAUCGAUUAUGUUUGUACUCCGCAGAUCUACCGAAUUAAGUUUUUGAACUGAAUGGAUAGAAUCACCGACUCACGGCGCGAUUCGGGAACUGAAUUAGACAUUCACUAGAUAUGAAAUAGUAACGAUAUGUGACGUUCCACGGCAAAAGGUACAUAUGGCCGCAAUAAUAUUGGAGCGGCGUUAAUAACAGCGUGAGCGCCAACCGCCAUAGGGUAACUUUUCCCGUGGAAUGUCACAUAUCGUUACUAUUUCAUAUCUAGUGAAUGUCUAAUCCAUUUCCCGAAUCGCGCCGUCAGAUGAGAUUUCGGUAGCUCAGUGGUUGGACCAGUGCCCCAGAGUCGCGAGUACGACUCUUGUCUGAAGCGAUGAGUUUAUAUAUUUUUUUCUCCUAAUUACUGGUUCAGACAAAAAAAUACAUAAUAUGUCCUAAUGUAUAUCCUGAAAUUGGUCCUAACUAGUUUGGAACAAGCUAUCUGGCAUAUUGUAUGGCACUUGUAACGACAACGUGUGGUAAUGUCAUUAUUAAUGUCAAAGUCAGUGCAAAGUUAGCCUAGACGGAAUGUAUAUUAUCUUUAUACAUAAUUAUUUACCUAAACAAUUAAUUUAUAACAUCACUCAAUCUAUAGUAAAAUGAGAUUAAUAUUAUAUUCGUGAUAUUACGACCGAAACAUACAGACCGCAGUUUUGUACUGUAAGUAAGUACACAUGUUGCAAUUGUUAUGUGAUUCGUAUAUUUUGGCCCUAAUAUUGUUGUACAUAACUAUAUGGUUCCAACUUCGUAUAUUUAGUAACUAUAAUUAAAUAUAAUUUCCUAAAAGUUGGAAACCUUUAGGUGUUAGUUCUUAUUAGGGAGUUAUUAAACGUGCCUUAUAUCUUUUACUUAGUUAAUUAAUAUAAUUGAAUGUUGAAAUUUCUGUAUAUAACGCGAUGUCUCCAAUGAUGUAUUAUACAUAGUAUCAUAGCGUAAUUAUGUUAGAUGGCGAUAAUAUAGUGUUUGUAAAAUAAAACAUUAUGUUGGAUUUGUACAAA
Molecule: messenger RNA, 7188 nt
Organism: Cydia fagiglandana
Lineage: Eukaryota; Metazoa; Arthropoda; Insecta; Lepidoptera; Tortricidae
Gene: Pgant9
Product: putative polypeptide N-acetylgalactosaminyltransferase 9
Exons: 14
Coding region: 591-2462 (623 amino acids)
Biological process (GO): protein O-linked glycosylation
Cellular component (GO): Golgi apparatus
Molecular function (GO): polypeptide N-acetylgalactosaminyltransferase activity
Source: RefSeq, a predicted model, not a curated record